Messenger RNA from Salvia hispanica, 713 nucleotides. Its product is annotated as putative WRKY transcription factor 43. NCBI's taxonomy places the organism in Eukaryota, Viridiplantae, Streptophyta, Magnoliopsida, Lamiales, Lamiaceae. Gene Ontology annotation, biological process: regulation of DNA-templated transcription. Gene Ontology annotation, molecular function: sequence-specific DNA binding; DNA-binding transcription factor activity. The record is from RefSeq and is a predicted model, not a curated record.
UCUUCCAUAUAUUUUACCUCUCAACCUUCAUUAUUCCUCUCCUCUCUCUCUGCAAAAUGGAAGACCACACUUCUAAACUCUUUCCAAAUUCAUCUGAUCCAUCUCCCAACAUGGAGGGUUUCCAUAUGGAAUCUAAGAGACAUAAUUAUAGUGUUGAUUUUAGUACGAGAUCCCACAUGGCUGAGAAACCUAACACGGCAGCAGGGAGGUUCUUGUCCGAGGAAAGCAACAGCGAUGGGAUGAACAUAUCUGCGAAGAAGAUGAAGAAGAAGACGGGUGAGAAGAAAGUCAGGAAGCCAAGAUUUGCGUUUCAGACAAGAAGCCAAGUUGAUAUUCUUGAUGAUGGUUAUCGUUGGCGGAAGUACGGCCAGAAAGCAGUCAAAAACAACAAAUUUCCUAGAAGUUACUACCGAUGCAGUCGUGAGGGGUGCAACGUGAAGAAGCAAGUGCAAAGACUAUCGAGAGACGAGAGCAUCGUUGUCACCACAUAUGAAGGGAACCACAAUCAUCCGGUGGAAAAACCAAGUGACAAUUUCGAACAAAUUCUCAGCCAGAUGCAGAUUUAUCCUCCUCUUUGAAUUAUAAUUGUAAAACUCUAGUUAUAUUAUACAUAUAUAUCAUGUGAUAAGAUCCUAGAAGAAUAUUGUAUGUAGAUUAAAUAUGUGUAGUGCGUCUAUUAUAUAUUUCAACCAGAAAUAGUUAUCUCUUUCUCU